This is a messenger RNA of Bactrocera oleae (olive fruit fly), 1677 nucleotides long. It is a transcript of the gene Capa, whose product is annotated as cardio acceleratory peptide capability. Lineage: Eukaryota; Metazoa; Arthropoda; Insecta; Diptera; Tephritidae. The record is from RefSeq and is a predicted model, not a curated record.
GUUGACAUAUCCUGUCGUCGUUGCUACGUCUUGGUAUUGGUGACAAUGUUGUUUAUGGUGCUGUCAUCCCUAGCGUUCGUGUAGCUUGUGUCAAUGUUGCCAUACACACACAUGCAAGUUGGCAUAGGUAUUUGCGGCUAUGUUGCUACAUCAUAACGCGUUGUUGCUUCGCUUGGCUAUUAGCCUAACGGCGAUGGCUUUUGUCUUUUCCGUAUAAAAGGACAUGCGUUUUAACAGUUAUCAAGCAUAAUUUCGGUGAGCGUCGCAAGGCAAAGUUGUUUCCUUGAUUAUUUUCAUCGCUGUCGGGUUUUGUCACACAACAAAGGAUUUAUCAAAAUGAAGUCUUUCUACUGUUUGGAUGUUAUCAUUUGUUCGACAGUUGUUGUUGUGGCCUUAGCUGGAUUUUCCGACGCUGAGCUGGAGCAGAAAAAUCGGCGCACGGCCGGUGGACCUUCAGGGCUGAUAGCCUUCCCGCGCGUCGGUCGCAGCGAUCCGAAUCUGGUGAAUAAUUUGCAUGAAGCUGACAUCUCAGCGCUCGGCGAUAGUAUCAUGUACCCCGCCUCCUUGGAGGACUACGAAGUAGAAUUUCCAAAAAGCGAAAUGAAGCGCGCCAGUUUGAUCCCCUUCCCACGAGUCGGCCGCACCGAUGCGGAGCUGAGGAAGUGGGCGCAUAUUAUGGCGCUGCAGCAGGCGCUUAACAAGGCUACCGGCCCAAGCGCUACUUCAGGCUUAUGGUUUGGCCCACGUCUGGGUAAGCGCAGCGUAGACGCGCAGGAACAACAGCAAGCACACAAGUCGUCUGCGAGUGGCCAAAAGGAGCUUUACUAAGCAUUGAGCGACAACAACAAGACAUUGACGAACCACAAAUGCAAACGAUUAGGCCGACGAGUUUUGGACCACAGAAAUCAUACAAGUUACCCAAAUUUUAAGUUAGCACAAUUGUCAUAACAGACAAAAAUAAAAUUUUAUGUAAAAGUGAAAAAAUAUGAACGGAAAAAUUAAAAAAAUAGCACACAACAUACAAAUAUACACUUAGUCAUAUAUACAUGUGUAGAUAGUGUCUUUGGUGGAGUUUAGAAAGUUAAAAAAUCAGUAUGUGUGUGUCAGUAUCAGUAGAUGCGCAAAGAAAUCUGAGAGACUAAAUUUAAUAAAACAAUUUUUAAAGAGAUCGACUUUCGAAUUUGUUGUUUUUGUAAAUUUUAGUUUUUAGCUUUGCAUAUAUUGCACAUUCAAAAGAACGCAAUAACAAAAAAAAACAUACUACCUGCACAGAUGUUGCUUUUGUUUUUGUAAAUAUUUUCUUCAAAUGGGCUGGUGAGGGCUUUCAUUGCAAUGCAAGUACUAAAAAAAUUAUAAAAUGUAACAAAUAUAUGUAUGUAAAUGUAUCUUCACCUUUUACUAUUUGUCGCUCCCACACAUACAUACGACCACACAUUUACACAGAGUUCUGAAUUACAAUGAAAGUCCUUUGAAACAAACAAACUAAUAACAACAACAUCGAUUAAAGCAAAACGCCACACUUCUGCAAUGGCUUCCCACACAAAAGUAAAAACAACAACACUUAGCGGUUUCGGUUAUAUGGUAUACACUAUACAUACGAUUUAUAUAAAUCCUUAAUGAGAAUUAUACAAAACUCCUUAAAUUAAUGUUCUUGAAAUAAAAAAAUUAAUAAAAACA